AUGAAGGCUGUCCUUAUUCUGGGGCUUCUCCUCCUUUCUGUCACUGUUCGGGGCAAGAAAUUUCAGAAGUGUGAGCUUGCCAGAACUCUGAAAAGACUUGGAUUAGAUGGCUAUAAGGGAGUCAGCCUGGCAAAGUGGAUGUGUUUGGCCAGAUGGGAAAGCAAUUACAACACACGUGCUACAAACUACAAUCAUGGAGACAAAAGCACUGAUUAUGGGAUAUUUCAAAUCAAUAGCUGCUGGUGGUGCAAUGAUGGCAAAACCCCAAGAGCAGUUAAUGCCUGUUGUAUACCCCGCAGCAAUUUGCUGAAAGAUGACAUCACUCAAGCUGUAGCAAGUGCAAAGAAGGUUGUCAGUGAUCCACAAGGGUGGCAUGGAGAAACAAAUGUCAAAACCAAGAUCUCAGGAGUCAUCUUCAGGGUUGCAGAGCGCUUCAGCCCUGGGAUGCUCCAACAUUUAAAAAUCGAUCAGCAGAGAAACAGCCAGCCAAAAAGGGCUGAGAAGAAACCAUCAGUGAGGCAGAAUAUAAAGCAGGAGAAGCUGAGGAAGAAAAAGUUUUCAGAAGUAGCAAGUGAUCCACUCUGUCAAAUCCUGCUGAGAGAUCAGGAGCAGCAGGAUGCAUAA
Messenger RNA from Capra hircus (goat), 624 nucleotides. RefSeq names its product lysozyme C, milk isozyme. The coding region runs from base 1 to 624 and encodes 207 amino acids. Lineage: Eukaryota; Metazoa; Chordata; Mammalia; Artiodactyla; Bovidae. Gene Ontology annotation, biological process: defense response to Gram-negative bacterium; defense response to Gram-positive bacterium. The transcript has 6 exons. The record is from RefSeq and is a predicted model, not a curated record. Gene Ontology annotation, molecular function: lysozyme activity.